Molecule: messenger RNA, 1651 nt
Organism: Colletotrichum destructivum
Lineage: Eukaryota; Fungi; Ascomycota; Sordariomycetes; Glomerellales; Glomerellaceae
Product: Putative terpenoid cyclases/protein prenyltransferase alpha-alpha toroid
Exons: 3
Coding region: 107-1420 (437 amino acids)
Biological process (GO): protein geranylgeranylation
Cellular component (GO): CAAX-protein geranylgeranyltransferase complex
Molecular function (GO): CAAX-protein geranylgeranyltransferase activity
Source: RefSeq, a predicted model, not a curated record
UCUUUCCAACGGCCGGGAAUGUCUCUCUUCUGGAUAACAUUGCAACCCCCAACAAUCCCACCACUCUAUUUCCGGGUCCGCAACACCGAGUAAUUCAAGACUAAAGAUGACAGCCGAUGCCACGAUGCCGCUCGAAAAGGCGCGCCACAUCAAGUACUGGCAGCGUUGCCACAAGACCUUCCUCCCGCACCAGUACACUUCCAACGACAGCUCGCGCAUCGCCCUAAGCUUCUUCAUUAUCGCCGCUCUCGACAUCCUCUCUCCGCCUGAGCCCUCCAAAGAGAACCCUCAUCUCCUCACGGCCGCCGAUCGAGUCGCCGCGCGGAACUUCGUUUUAAGCCUCUACAACACUGGCGGUGGCUUCUGUGGCUCGCCAACCCACGCCCUACCUACCGAGCUAUAUGCAGACUGGGACAUUGAGGAGGGCACGGCCCGGACGAGAAACUCGAGUUCGGCAAACCUGGCGUCGACGUAUUUUGCGCUCUUGAGCUUGGCCAUCAUCGCAGACGGGCAUGAGGCGGCAACGAGUGCCUUUGCGGGCGUGGACAGGGUUAUGACGUUGCGGUGGCUCAAGCGUUUACAGCGUCCGGAUGGGAGCUUCGGAGAGCUCGUCCUGGACGACGGGAGCAUAGAAGGCGGCAAUGACAUGCGGCUGUGCUGCCUGGCUGCCACCAUACGGUGGGCACUGCGGGGCGAUACCAAGAAGGGAGACGACGACUGGGUCGAGGACAUCGACGUUGAUGCGCUGGUCAGGUACAUCCGCCAGGGCCAAACCUACGACGGCGGGCUCGCGCAGAGCUCCCACCAGAACGAAUCCCACGCCGGCUACGCGUGGUGCGCGGUAAGCGCCCUCGUCCUUCUCGAUCGGCCCCCCACCCAAGGUGCUAUUCCUGCUAUUCCUCACCGCAGCGAGAUCCUCCACCAGGGCAUUCCAGACGUGUCGUUGCUGGUCAAGUUUCUCGCCUACCGCCAGUUUGAAUAUCUCGAACGAGAGGACGACUCGGAUGACACCGCCACCGACAACUUUUUAUUGCCCUACUCGCUGAACGAUCUCUCGCUGGACCCCAACCUGCGUCUUGUGGGUUUCAACGGGAGAUGUAACAAGGUGGCGGAUACCUGCUAUUGUUGGUGGGUUGGAGGGACUUUGCAGAUGCUGGGUCACGUCGACCUCAUCGACACCGAGCCGUCACGCCGUUUUAUCAUGGACAAGACACAACACCUCAUCGGCGGCUUCUCCAAGUACCCUGGCGCCCCGCCCGACAUUUAUCACGGCUUUCUAGGCCUAGCCGCGCUUGCCGUCAUGGGUGAUUCGGCCCUCAAGCCGUUUGAUGCAUCCGUGUGCGCGACACAGGAAACUGUCGACAAGAUUGUGGCCGCGAGGGAGGGGCUCAGGGACGCAACCAAAGCGGGGCGGCGUUAAUCAGGACUGUAUUGUAUAUCCCUACUCAGGAUAUAUUGGGUGAAAUAGGCAUCCAACAAAUGUUGCAGAAAGCGGUAAAGGUGGCCAGCAGUGACUGGGUAUAUCUUUUCCCCUCUCAUUUGUGAAAGCAUCAGCGCCUACUAUUUAGUACAAGGUAUCCUCUAAGUAUGGUACACGACGCCGAAGAUGAAACAUAGAAAAUAACACUAUGAGAGCUUGUGUCUCGGCUCG